Molecule: messenger RNA, 1829 nt
Organism: Ziziphus jujuba (common jujube)
Lineage: Eukaryota; Viridiplantae; Streptophyta; Magnoliopsida; Rosales; Rhamnaceae
Product: mitochondrial carrier protein MTM1
Exons: 11
Coding region: 151-1404 (417 amino acids)
Biological process (GO): mitochondrial transmembrane transport
Source: RefSeq, a predicted model, not a curated record
UAUAUAUAUAUAUAUAUAUAUAUAUAUAUAUAUAAUUUUUUUUUUUUGUGUUGAUGGAAAUAGUCGUUUGAUAAAGCGUCGACAAACGUGGUCCUCAUCAAAGUACAGUGUGGAUACGCUUCCCUCGCUCUCUUCCUGUGACGAGAGAGGAUGGUGGGGGAAACAGAGCCGACCCUGAAUCCUUGGACGGCUGCGGAACAAAUGCCAGGAGUCGAAAUCGAAGCUCAUGGAUUGUCGACGUCGGAAUCGAUGGUGGUUGCAGAGAGAGAUGGGAUGGUAUUCUCUGCCGAACGGCGUAUUGAGAAGCAAUCGAACAAAAUGUCUGAUGAGAAAUUGGGUGUUGUAGAGAGAGCUUUUUCCGCCGCUGGCGCCGCCUUCCUCUCCGCAAUUAUAGUUAACCCUCUUGAUGUGGUCAAGACAAGGUUGCAAGCUCAGGCAGCUGGGGUAUCUUACUCGCAUCCUUUAAGUAAUAGCACAAGUCGCAUGGCAUAUUUUGGACCAAGCAUGUUGUUUGCGGAUUUAAGAUGCUCUCCAUCCUGCGCACGUGCUGGAGUCCAUGGUACUGUUUCAAUAUGCCCUCCUGAUUGUUUUCAGUACAAGGGAACACUUGAUGUAUUCUACAAAAUCAUUCGUCAGGAAGGAUUUUCAAGGCUCUGGAGAGGUACAAAUGCAGGUCUCGCACUGGCUAUUCCAACGGUUGGAAUCUACCUGCCAUGUUAUGACAUAUUACGUAACUGGUUAGAGCAACUCACUUUACAUAAUGCACCAAGCAUGACUCCUUAUGCCCCUUUAGUUGCUGGGUCUUUGGCACGCUCAUUGGCAUGUACAACAUGCUAUCCUAUUGAACUUGCUAAAACUCGGAUGCAGGCAUUUAAAGUGGCGGAAAAUGGCAUGAAGCCUCCUGGUGUCUGGAAGACUUUACUUGGGGUUGUCUCUGAUGUCAAGCCUGCAAGUAAUGUUCGAAACAGCUUGCAAGGGUACCGUGUUCUAUGGACAGGCAUGGGGGCACAGCUUGCUCGUGAUGUUCCCUUCUCUGCAAUAUGUUGGUCCACCCUUGAGCCUAUCCGGAGAAAACUUCUAAAUAUGGUGGGUGAUGAUGCCAAUGCCACAACUGUACUUGGGGUAAAUUUUUCUGCUGCAUUUCUGGCAGGAAGCCUUGCUGCUGGUGCUACAUGUCCUCUAGAUGUUGCAAAAACCCGAAGACAGAUAGAGAGGGAUCCAGUCAGGGCAUUAAAAAUGACAACGAGACAGACACUAGUGGAGAUUUGGAGGGAUGGUGGGAUGAAGGGAUUGUUUACAGGGUUUGGUCCACGUGUUGCACGUGCAGGCCCCUCCGUUGGGAUUGUUAUUUCAUUCUAUGAAGUUGUAAAGUAUGUUCUACAUCAACGGUAUCAAAGUUCAUGAUAGAGACAAAUUCUGUUCAAGGUUUGCUUCUCCGUAGAAACAAAGCUUGAUUUUAACAUAUCUGAAACUCUACACAUCAAAGAACCACGUGCAAAGCUUUCGUGGAUAUAGUAAGCACACAUGCAAAGGCACACUUGAAAUGGAGGAUGUUUAUAAUGAUAGGGCUUCUUUCUUAGGCUUUCAAGUUGAAGUAUAGAACUUAACCCCCCCAAUUUUGGCGAAAAAUUUUGUUGCUCUUGGUUGAGCUGGAAUUUUGUCCUAUAUGGUUCAUUCCUUAGGCUUUUUUUUUUUUGUUUUUCUCUUAUUUAAUUUUUUCUGAGAGUUUAUCGCAGUUUCCAAAUCAAUGGAAAGUUGAAGUACCUGCAGAAUGACAGUAAAACGUUUUUAAAAUAAAUUUUGUGAAAUAAAGGCUUUGUUCUUUUUCC